Molecule: messenger RNA, 1692 nt
Organism: Rhinocladiella mackenziei CBS 650.93
Lineage: Eukaryota; Fungi; Ascomycota; Eurotiomycetes; Chaetothyriales; Herpotrichiellaceae
Exons: 1
Coding region: 1-1692 (563 amino acids)
Cellular component (GO): cytoplasm
Molecular function (GO): guanyl-nucleotide exchange factor activity
Source: RefSeq, a predicted model, not a curated record
AUGUCGUCGACUCGCCCUCGAAAGGCGAAUGCCGCAGAGGCAUCUAAGAAGGCAACCAAAUCAUCCAAACCUGUCAAAGAACCAAAGACAAAUUCCACCGUUACCAACAAGAAAUCCACAGAACCUUCCAAAGCACCCCCGAAAGUCGCGAAGGAGUCAUCCACUGCGCCGGCAAAGAAGACAACCAAACGAAAGGCUGAGGAUGUUGUCGAAGACAAACCCCAUGUCAACGGAGUCAAGCGAGUCAAGUCACAAUCCGUUACACCCGAGCCCGUCCCCGAGCCACCAAAGCGCAAGGUAGCGGCGGAAAAGACUGCAGCCAAAAAGAAGCCCAGAGCCAAGGCUGAAAUCAACCAUGCUCCCACUGAGAAGCUCAAUGUCUACGUUUUUGGUGAAGGCUCGUCGGGUGAAUUGGGACUGGGAAGUGCUAAGGGUCAGACUGAGGUGAAAAGACCGCGUUACAACCCCAAUCUCAGUCCCGAUACGGUCGGAGUGGUUACGCUCAGCGUUGGCGGAAUGCAUACGGCAGCCCUCACACACGACAGCAAGAUUUUCACCUGGGGUGUCAACGAUCAGGGCGCACUCGGCCGAGAUACGACAUGGGAAGGAGGACUGCGCGACAUCGACGAGGAUACCGACGACAGUGAUUCCGAGAGCGGUUCCGAGACGGCAAUCAAUCCCAAAGAGUCCACUCCGGGCGAAGUCGAUCUCUCUGGUCUGCCAGAAGGCAUCGUAUUCACCCAGGUAACCUGCACUGACAGUGCCACUUUUGCCCUCACCAGUGAAGGCGAGGUGUACGGAUGGGGCACAUUCCGCUCCAACGAAGGCAUCUUCGGCUUUGAUCCUACCACCUUGAUUCAACUCCGACCAAAGUUGAUCAAGGGACUCAGCAAGAUCACCAAGCUCGCAGCCGGAGCCAAUCACGUGCUAGCUCUUCAAAGUAACGGAACGGUCUAUGGAUGGGGAUCAGGACAGCAGAAUCAGCUGGGCCGAAGAAUUCUGGAGAGAAGAGCAUCCAACAGUUUGGUGCCAAUGCCCAUUGGCUUGCCCAAGAAGAUCGUCAACAUCGGUGCUGGUGCAUACAACUCCUUUGCAGUUCGAGACAAUGGUGAUGUGUACUCAUGGGGUUUGAACAACUUUGGUCAGACUGGUAUUCCCAAGGAAUUCGACGAGACCGGCGCCAGCAAAGGAUCUGAUGUCCAUCGUCCUAUCGUCGUCCAGAGUCUUCACGGAAAGGGAAUGGUUACCUGCAUUCAAGGUGGAGCCCAUCAUACGAUUGCCGUCACGGACAAGGGCGAACUUCUGGUUUGGGGACGACUUGAUGGGAAUCAACUCGGUCUGAAGAUGUCGGAUCUUCCGCAAGAUGAGGUGGUUCGUGAUUCAGCAGGUCAUCCUCGAAUUCUCACGGUGCCCACUCAAAUUCCCAACAUCGACGCCGUCUAUGCGGCGGCUGGUUCCGACCAUGGCAUUGCGAUCGACAAAAAGGGCAAAGCAUACUCUUGGGGAUUCAGCACGACUUUCCAGACCGGUCUCGGUACUGACGACGACGUUGAAGUGGCAACACUCAUCGACAACACGGCAGUUAGAGAUAAGAAACUCGUCUGGGCUGGAGCAGGUGGACAAUUCAGCAUGGUGGCUGGACUUCCAGCUCCUGUGGUCAAUGGUGUCAAUGGAGUCAAUGGACACGCCUGA